AUGUCGAAUGGUACAGCCAGUAUGUCUGGCGGCCAUCUAGGCCCCUCCGGCCUGCAUCCAGCCCCGUCGAAUGGGCUCCACCUCCUCGGCUCGUUGGGCGUACCAUUGGGCAGUGUUCUCGGUCCCGGGGCCAGUUAUGCCCCAGGCCUCGGCUACUGCGGUUCAUUCCUCAACUCUCCUCCGGCCGGGCCCUAUUCCCUCGGGCUAAGCCCCGGCUACUCGACAACCGCACCGUCCAUAGGCGCCGGGGUUCAGCCUCUACCGAGCCAGGCGGCCAUCGCCUCGGUGGAUAGCACAAUCCUGCCGUGUUCUCUGGCCUCGGCUUCCUGCCUCGUACGUCAGGCCAGCAUGUCUCCGCUCCAGGGCGGACCCGUGUCUACGGCCCAGGAGAGUGGAGAGCUCGGCGCCACAGGUCGUCUGAACAACCGCAUGUCGUCAGCCUUGGCUGGUACCAGCGGCACUCUGCCCAGCCGAUUCUACCCUUCACAGACCGGCGGCCUCGUUUCGUCCGCCCAUCUACCGACCGUCGGCAAUGGAGACGUCACUUCGAGUCUUUUCAUGCUGCGAGAUCGUGUCACUUUUGUUCCAGGCAUCGGUGCUGGUCUGACGCCUGUCUACGCCUGUUUCCAUGACGACGCAAGCCUGUCACAGACGACAGCAUCAUCGCCCAAUGGUUUGGCCGGUCUGCCUCAAACAGUGUGUCCGUCGUCCGGGGUCCGUGUCGACGGAGGCACUGGUGUGGGAGGCGAUUCUGAACCGUUAUGUGGAGCCGGUGGUAGUGCCGGCGGUCUGAGAAAUGCGGACUGCUGUAGUUUGGACACAGAGACGAGCAGCAGUCGCCAGUCU
Molecule: messenger RNA, 846 nt
Organism: Protopolystoma xenopodis
Lineage: Eukaryota; Metazoa; Platyhelminthes; Monogenea; Polystomatidea; Polystomatidae
Source: the annotation of a GenBank genome assembly